CAUGUGAAGACCACCAGUGAUGGCUAGUGCACUCAGCUGUAGGAUGUGGACCCCCCCGCUGUGUCCUGCCACAGCUGGGACAUGAUGGCAUGCCGAGGCGCAGGCUGCUCGGGCUUUGCCCCCGUGAGCCAAGACACGGCGAGGUUCGCCAUGCUGGCACUGCUCAUCCUGCUGUACCUUCUCUGCGGGGCCGCCGUCUUCUCCGCCCUGGAGCAGCCCAAAGAGAAGCAGGCCAAGGCCCGGUGGAUGCAGAGGUUCGAGCACUUCAGUCAGAAGCACAAUCUGAGUCGGAGCGACCUGGAGAGCUUCCUCAGGCACUACGAGGAGGCCAGCAUGGCUGGGGUGCGGGUGGACGGACUCAAAGCUCGAUGGGACUUCCCAGGAGCGCUGUACUUUGUGGGUACUGUGGUGUCCACUAUUGGCUUUGGAAUGACCACACCUGCCACAGUCGGCGGCAAAAUCUUCCUGAUCUUUUACGGGCUAAUUGGCUGCGCAGCCACUAUCUUGUUUUUCAACUUGUUCCUGGAGAGAAUCAUAACUGUGCUGGCCUUUGUGCUCAAGUCCUGCCAUGAGGUCCAGCAUCGACGGAAAGGAGUGUUACCUCACGACGGCGGGCAAGGCCCAGGAGACAUGAGGCAGCGUGGAGAGGACGGUCUAGCAGGGUGGAAGCCGUCAGUCUACUGCGUGAUGCUGAUCCUCUGUGUGGCGGCCGUAAUCAUAUCCUGCUGUGCCUCGGCCAUGUACUCCUCUAUGGAGGGAUGGGGAUACUUGGACUCUCUGUACUUCUGCUUCGUAGCAUUUAGCACCAUUGGCUUUGGGGACAUGGUCAGCGGUCAGCGGACCACCUACCACAGCCAGACCCUCUACAGCCUGGGGAAUUUCUUUUUCAUCUUGUUGGGGGCUUGCUGCAUUUACUCGCUCUUCAACGUCAUCUCCAUCGUCAUCAAGCAGGUUCUCAACUGGCUUCUGAAGAAGCUGGAGAUACCGUGCCGCCACUGUCCAAGAAGGUCCCUGCGGCCGGGUCGAAACGCGGUGGUGCCCGGACACUUCCGCACGCGGGUCCGCAACAUCUCCAUAGAUACGGAUGCUGUGAACGAGAGCGAAACGGAUGGCCGCAGGUUGUCCGGGGAGAUGAUCUCCAUGAGAGACUUCUUGGCUGCCAAUAAGGUCAACUUGGCCAUCAUGCAGAAGCAGCUGUCCGAGACAGCCAAUGGCUAUCCACGGCCAUCUGGCUCUGCUAACCGGCACAAUGAAUUCUCUGGUGGAGUCGGGGCUCUGGGCAUCAUGAACAACAGGCUGGCUGAGACCAGCGUGGACAGAUAAGUCAGACCAAAUGAAAAACGACUGCACAAGAAAACUGAGGCCAUAUUGUGCUGUUCUUACUACAGAUAAAACUGUUUUAGGGCAGUUAGUGAUUUGUCUGCCUUCCAUUCGUGGAUCUG
This is a messenger RNA of Colossoma macropomum (tambaqui), 1442 nucleotides long. It is a transcript of the gene kcnk13a, whose product is annotated as potassium channel, subfamily K, member 13a. The record is from RefSeq and is a predicted model, not a curated record. The transcript is spliced from 2 exons. Gene Ontology annotation, molecular function: potassium ion leak channel activity. NCBI's taxonomy places the organism in Eukaryota, Metazoa, Chordata, Actinopteri, Characiformes, Serrasalmidae. Gene Ontology annotation, cellular component: membrane. Bases 82 to 1323 code for a protein of 413 amino acids. Gene Ontology annotation, biological process: stabilization of membrane potential; potassium ion transmembrane transport.